This is a messenger RNA of Poeciliopsis prolifica (blackstripe livebearer), 4639 nucleotides long. RefSeq names its product serine/threonine kinase 10 (gene stk10). Gene Ontology annotation, biological process: protein phosphorylation. Lineage: Eukaryota; Metazoa; Chordata; Actinopteri; Cyprinodontiformes; Poeciliidae. The coding region runs from base 349 to 3411 and encodes 1020 amino acids. The record is from RefSeq and is a predicted model, not a curated record. Gene Ontology annotation, molecular function: protein serine/threonine kinase activity; ATP binding. The transcript is spliced from 20 exons.
CAGAGUCAGAGAGAAACCCACAGCGUGUCCACCGCGCAGCGGCAGCGGCAGGUGGUCACUGGUGCCCUGUUCUUUGAUCGCAGUUUGUGAGGCGGAUUAUUGACAUGUUUUCUGCUUAGACCUCGCAGAUCUUCGGGAGGAAAAUGGAUGGAGCAGAAUAACUUCUUGAAAAAGCACUCAGUUCUUUUUACUUCUUCUUAAGAAGGCGAAAAGUGAACACAACGCUUCUCUGCGUACUGGCGUGCGUAAAGCUCUCUGUGUAGAGAUCCGAGUCAACUUGCGUAUUCUUUGAUUCGUUCUUUCAUCAUUUACUUUUUAUUUCAUUCAAAAAGCGUCACACUGCUAAUUAUGGCAUUCGCAAAGUUUAGUAAAAUUAUCCUAAAGAAGAAAGUCAAACAGUAUGAGCACGUCAACCGAGACGUGAACCCUAAUGACAUCUGGGAGAUAGUUGGAGAGCUGGGAGACGGCGCGUUUGGGAAGGUGUACAAGGCCUGCAACAAGGAGACUGGGGUUCUGGCUGCAGCCAAAGUGAUUGAGACAAAAUGUGAGGAGGAGCUGGAAGACUACAUGGUGGAGAUUGACAUCCUGGCUAAAUGUGACCAUCACUACAUCGUCAAGCUCCUAGAUGCGUUUUACUAUGAGAACAAACUCUGGAUCAUGAUUGAAUUCUGCGCUGGAGGUGCUGUGGAUGCUAACAUGCUAGAGUUGGAUCGUGGACUAACUGAGCCUCAGAUCAGAGUGGUCUGUCGGCAGAUGUUAGAGGCUCUAAACUACCUCCACCAUAUGAAGAUCAUCCACAGAGACCUGAAGGCUGGCAACAUCCUGCUCACCCUGGAAGGGGAUAUUAAACUGGCGGAUUUUGGUGUCUCUGCAAAAAAUACAAAAACGUUACAGAGGAGAGAUUCUUUCAUUGGGACGCCAUACUGGAUGGCUCCAGAGGUGGUGAUGUGUGAGACGAUGAAGGACGCUCCUUAUGACUACAAGGCCGACAUCUGGUCUCUUGGAAUCACGUUGAUCGAGCUCGCGCAGAUUGAACCCCCUCACCAUGAGCUCAACCCAAUGAGGGUCCUGCUGAAGGUCGCCAAGUCAGAACCCCCAACCCUGGAUCAGCCUAGUAAAUGGUCAAGGGAUUUUAAGGACUUCUUGAGGAAAGCUUUGGAUAAGAACCCAGAGAGUCGCCCCAGUGCAGCACAGCUGUUGGAGCACCCUUUUGUGAAGACGGUGACCUCCAACCGUCCACUGAUGGAGCUGGUGGCUGAGGCCAAAGCUGAGGUCAUGGAGGAAAUCGAGGACAAUAGAGAGGAAGGAGAGGAUGACGACACAAUGGAUCUCAUUGAGCCACCAGAGAAGGAGCCAUGCCAGACGAGUCAGACCAGUUUGGAUGAAGAUCAGUCGACGGACACUCCAAGCCCCACCACACCCUCACCUGUACCUUUACCCAGGAGAUUGGCUCGGCCCGGCAUGCCAACAGAGGAGCACCAAGCCUCAGUGCCUGUCCCCAUGCCACGCUUCGCCGUCUCUCACAAAGAUCCAAAGGAGGUGGGGGCCCAGCUGGCUGAUGAGGUGCUGGAGUCUGAGAAAGCUGAGAGCGAGGCCUCAACAAAGACCUCCAGCUCAGACUCUGGCAUUGAGGAUGGAAAGAUUACCCCCACAAUGGAGGAGGAGAAGGCGGCUUUAGAGACACCAGAUAAUGAACAGCCACCCCCAUUUGAGUCGACUACAGAAAAACUUGACAAUAUGAUCAACCAGGACAUACCAAGGGUCCAUAUAUCUGAGGGAGGGAUGACUGGCAGCAGAGACUCACCCACUCCAAGCUCGAGUCCCAACAUGACUCCUGGGUCCACUCCCACCCCAUCCUUUGCUGUUUCCCCGGUACCACAGCCUCACGAUGCUCUGAACGACACAAUAAGCAAAGGAAUGGCAAAUCGUCCGUCGAUGGGACGGAACGCGGAGCCGGCCUCGCCGCAAGCCAACGGAAGGAAUCACAAACGAAACUCGUUAACGGGCAGCAUAGGAUCGGACAGCAUGUCGAUUAAACAGGAGAACUUCACCAUACCUGCAAGGGACUUUUCCAGUAAGACUCUAAAGCGAACCAGAAAGUUUGUUGUGGAUGGCGUGGAGCUGAACGUGACCACCUCAAAGAUCAUCCGGGACGAUGACAAGAAAGAUGAGGAGAUGAGAUUUCUGAGGCGUCAGGAGCUGCGUGAGCUCCGUUUGCUGCAGAAGGAAGAGCAACGCGCUCUGGCUGUUCUCAACGGAAAGCUGGACUCCCAGAGGGAGCAAAUCCAGAAACGCUUUGACCAGGAAAUACAUGCCAAGAAGAAGCAUUUUGAUACAGAGCUGGAGAAUCUGGAGAAACAUCAGAAGCAAACUAUUGAGAAGAUGGAGACAGAACACAGCGCUAAACUCAAGGAAGAAACCAAACGCAUCAAAGCAGAGCAAGACCGAGAAUAUCACAAAUUCAUGGAUCAAAUAAAACAGAAGAAGAAGGAGGUUAAACAUUCGGUAGAGAAGAUGCCUCGGAGUGAACGUAAAGACACCUUAAAGCAGCGCAUGAGCUUCUUCCAGGAAACAAAGAUGAAACAGGAGGAGAAAUUUGUGGCGGACCAGAAGAACUUCCUAGAUUCAACACUGAAAAUGAUUCUUUCCAACAACAAGAGGGAGAUCGCAGAAACUGAGAGAGAAUGUCUCAACAAGAAGCAAGAGCUCAUCAGAGAGCGAGAGGCCACAUUAUGGGACAUGGAGGAGAAAAACCUCUUAGACAAACACCAGCUAUUGAAGCAGCAAAUGAAAGACCAGUACUUUCUUCAGAGGCAUCUACUCUUAAAGAAACACGAAAAGGAACAAGAACAAAUGCAGUCGUACAACCAGCGCAUGAUUGAGCUGCUGAAGAACAGGCAGCAGCAGGAGAAAACCCGGCUGCCAAAAAUCCAGCGUAAUGAGGCAAAGACUCGCAUGACAAUGUUCAAGAAGAGUCUGCGCAUCAAUUCGACAGGCAGCGCCUCAGAGGACAGAGAAAAGGUCAAGCAGUUUUCUCAGCAGGAGCAGAAGCGGCAGAAAGCAGAGAGGCAGCAUCAGCAGCAAAAACACGAGAACCAGCUGAAGGAGAUGAUGGGCCAGUGCGAAAGCAACAUCAGGGAGCUGCAGCAGCUGCAGAAUGAAAAGUGCCACAUGCUGAUUGAGAAUGAGACUCAGAGGCUGAAGCAUCUGGAUGAGCAGCAUGCACAGCAUAUGAAGGAGUGGAGGGAGCAGCUGAGAGUCAGGAAGAAGGAAAUUGAGGAUGAGCUGAGCGCAAAGAAGAGGGACCAGGAAGCUUUCUUUAUGAUGAAAGAGAGCGUAGACAAUUCAAACCCCAGCUCUCCCCACAAACUCUCCAAGUUUGUGCCUUACUUGGACUCGUCCAGCAUAUGAACAGACCUGCGGUGACGUUGCAUCUACCUGAGUUCAACACACAGAAACUGCACAGGAGUGUGUUCCAGAUGCCUGCUGCCUCUGGUUUCAUUUGCUUUAUUAGGAGGAACAAAACCCAAAACUUUCCAUGGAUUUCUAUGUUGCUUUAGUAAAUAUUUAUGUUCUAGCUAAUUUUUUGUAGCUAAUUUUUAUUUUAUCUUGAGUUAUUUUACAUAUAUUCAAUUAUGUCUCCAUAUAUAAUUGAAUGGAAAAAUGCCAAAUUUUCAGUUUUUAACUGCAUCUAAAAAAAAAAAUGAAAUAAAAAAGCACCCUUCAUGUUUAACGUUCCCAAACCAGGGAAGUUUGCGUGAGUGGAAGGAAUGCAUUCAGCCCUGGGAAAUUAGUAACUAAUCAAAAUAAUUUUCAGUCUAACUUUGGUUUUAUAUGUAUAAUUCUUCCCAGCUGUUUGGACUGUUCUAAAGCUUAACCUCUUGUUUUUGUCACAUAGCUGCCAAUGCCUUAUUUAUUUUUGUACUGAUAAAAGUCAUGAUCUUAAUUAACACUGUACGUUGAAAGUUUUUGUAUAAUUUCUGAUUAACAACCAUGAUUUGAAGGAGGGCUUUAAAUUAAUUUCUCAAGUGGGAUAUGAAUCCAAAGUUAUUUGAAUUGAACCAUUUUUUAUUUUAAAAAAGAACAUAUAGAUUAUUAUUUAGCUCAGUUAUCAAACAAGGGAAGGCAUAAUAUGUAUCAGAUAGUGUUGCUUAUUUUCUUUAACUUGCUGUAUAACUAGUUACACUGGAUGGGAACUGACAAAACCGAAGUAAAAUAUGUUUUUUAUUAUUAUUUUGCAUGAGUGAUUUAAAUGUUAGGUGUGCAAUUAUAUCCAGUGCAGUUAAUGAACUGCUUCUAACCAAUGUGCAAUACUGUGUGGAUGCCGCUUAGUUUUUUUUUCCUUUGCACUAAGAGGAGGAAUAAUAUAAAAAAGCUAAUUCCUAAGAUAGCUUUUCCAGCCUUUUGCUAAAAAAUAAUAAAUGAGUGUAAAAAUAGAUUUUGGCCUGCAGGAUUGCACUGAAUCAGGUACAGCUUAACUGCUCUCUCUUUAAUUAAAAUUGGUGAUUUCCAUUUCUUCAUCUAUGUAUUUCUUGGUUUACAUAAUGUUAUUUGUAUGAAAGGGGUUGUGAGUACAUAUGAAAAUUAUGAGAUGGAACCACUGGUGUAAAUAACUCAAUAAAUUUUUUUUAAAAAAAGA